CUGUCCUAAGAAACCAUAUUUCAUGUUUUUCUCUGUUGGUUAAGAAUAACUUGGGUGAUAAUCAAUCAAAGUUUUUUCAUUAGAAUUAAAUCUAAGCAAUAUGUCAGUGACUCGUAGGUUGGAGAGGUUGAAGCUAGAAGAAAAGAUUGCAAAACUUGCUCGAGUUCAUGAACAUCUUUUACCUGGUGUAAUUGAUAUGGACAUGAUAAACAAACAUGUGUAUGAACAAGGGCCUAAAGGAGAGGCGGGCAGAGUGGCACAAGAAGAAGGCAUAGAUUUAGGGGAUGUGACAGCUCUACGGCUAGAAUAUCUAAGAAUAUUAAAAAUUGAUCAUUUAUGGGUACUACCAAACCUCACAAAAUUGCAGCUUAACAAUAACUCUAUUGAAAGCAUUGACAACCUGCAUACUUUGAUACAUUUAAAAGAAUUGGACCUGUCCUUCAACCAUAUUCAGGUUAUUGAAAAUUUAGAGGAGCUUUCCAAGCUGGAGAUUCUGCACCUGUACCAAAAUCAUAUUUCAUGUCUAGAAAAUCUAGAGAACCAGAAGAGCCUAACACUUCUUAGCUUAGGACUGAAUCAUAUAGAGGAUUGUGAGAGCACAAUUUUAUAUCUGCGCCGUUUUAGGAAACUUAAGUCCUUAAAUUUGGCUGGGAAUCCGAUGUGUGGAAAAGAGAAAUUUGUUGACUAUGUGUAUGCAUUUCUUCCUGAUCUUGUAUUCUUUGAAUACACAAUGAUAAGCAAGAAAGACAAAGAAUUAGCUAAAGAAAUAUUCCGGGAGGAACUAUCUUCCUUGCAAUCAGAAGAAGAGAAGCACCUCGCGGAGAAAUUGAGUGCAGAGCAGGAGGCUGCCGAAAUUGAGUUACAUUCGGUUGCAUUUGUUGAACGUUUAAACAGCAAUCAGCUCUUUCAAGCAAUGUUUGAAAAUGACACGGAUGGCCAGACUCUUGUUAAGAUAAGUGAAGAAACAAAAGAGUUUUAUGAAACAUUUUGUGAAGAAAUGACAGCUCUCUGUCGAGAACUGUUUCAAAUGGGCCAGGAACAACACGUCCUCCGAAAAAAAGAACAUGAUGAUUUUACUAACUGUGUGAAUGAAGCCAAAUUGAAAAGCCAGCAAGAAAGUCAAAAAAUCCUUGAGGCAUUUGUUGAACAACAGAAGAAUAUCAAAGACCAAGUCGGCCAAAUGUUAAACUUCCUCUCUUCAGCUGAAGAUGAUGGCGAGAGUGACAACAGAUCUGAAAUAAUAGCUGAAUCUGCCAUGGUAAUCUCAAACUGUGUAGCUGAGUUUGAUGACUUGAUUCAAAAUACUUGGCGAAUAUUGAUGCACAAUGAACUAUCACUCACAGAGCAAAUGGAGGAAGUGAAUUCUAUGUUAGAGCGAGACAUGAGUGAUAUGGUCAACGUUAUGCUUGAACAAGCUCUUGGUUACUUUGUUGCUAUGCGCUCAUUGCAAGAAUCAUUCAAUGAGCAGCUUACAGAGGCGUCACACCGAUAUCAAACUGUGAUUGCUUUGGACUCUGAUGAUGCUGCCAGCAUUUCAUCUCAGUUGCGAGAGAUUAUGAUUGACAAAGAGAGUUUGAGCAAUGCAUUAGCCAAUUCACAUGAAAAACAUUUACUCGUGAUUGACACCAGAGAAGAUAUUCUGAUGACUAGAAUUAAAGCUUGGCAUGAAGAAGUGUGUGAGAACCUACAAAAGAGAGAAGUGGCUCGAAGUCGUGCAAGGGUUCUUGAAAUCAAUAGGUUUCUAGAUCUGCAAAGAGAUGAAUUUGAAGAAAUGUUGGCUUCUCGUCCUGAUGAUUUAAUAUUGUUGAUGGAGGUUCAGGCUCAAGAAAAAGGCAGAGGCAUCACUAUAUUAAGCAGUGAAGUGGCGGAGGAGGAAGGUGAUGAAAGAGAGGAAGAGUUCCAAGACCAAAGAGGGAGCGAUGCAUAUGACGAAAAAGCUGAGGCCAGUUUGGAGGCUGAUAAUCCUUUCAAUAGAGAGAUGAAUCCACUGGUUCAACAAAGCCAGUCAAGUCACCAUAGCUCCGGAAACAUAUUGGAUGAAUAAAGUCAGCUGAAUCUGAA
Molecule: messenger RNA, 2061 nt
Organism: Frankliniella occidentalis (western flower thrips)
Lineage: Eukaryota; Metazoa; Arthropoda; Insecta; Thysanoptera; Thripidae
Product: dynein regulatory complex subunit 3
Exons: 12
Coding region: 101-2044 (647 amino acids)
Molecular function (GO): protein binding
Source: RefSeq, a predicted model, not a curated record